Messenger RNA from Nymphaea colorata (pocket water lily), 1127 nucleotides. RefSeq lists its product as uncharacterized. Bases 454 to 963 code for a protein of 169 amino acids. Lineage: Eukaryota; Viridiplantae; Streptophyta; Magnoliopsida; Nymphaeales; Nymphaeaceae. The record is from RefSeq and is a predicted model, not a curated record. The transcript has 4 exons.
UUGAGCAUGAGAGAAUGUAGCAUGCAAGCAACCAAAGGGGGAAAAGAAGAAGAAUGGUACAGAAAACAACGGAGCCUUUACUGUAUUCUCCUCCUCCUCCUUUCUCUUUCAUCUCUCUCUCUCCCUGUCUUUGUGGGUUCCGCUGUGCCUGUUGGGUUGAAAGCACAGCGGCAGACACAUUGGGACAGAAUAUCUGCAUCACGUCCCAUCACCCACGAACCUGCAUGCUCUUCCCUUUGCAGAACGAACCUUCUUCUUCCCCCUUCCCCCCUACAUUCCUGCAUUUAUUGCUCUCUCUCGCCCCCUCUCACUUUUUCUCUCUCCCUCCCUCUCUCGUAUAUGGUAUCAUUCUUUCGUCAUCCCAUGCAUCCAUAUAUAAGUAGGAGAAACCGCUGCCUAUAAGACUACAUUCGCAUCUUUCUCUUCUUCCUCAACCCUUUUACUUCUUAAGUCAUGUCUUCCCUUCUUCUCCUCCCCUCUUUCCUCUUCUUGUUCUUCUCAAGCCAGCUUUGUGAAGGCCGACAUCUUUUCAUGGCAUUUGAUGAUGUUGUGGAUCGUGGCAGUAAAAUGACUAAAACUUACGAGCUUUCUUACGAGAAUGAAAAUAGUGCACUAGUGAAGGUAGAGAACAGGCCAAAAGGGGAAUUGAUGAGGGGAAAGCCAGAUGAAAGAAUGACGGAGCAUGGAAAGCAUACAGUGGAAGGUGGAAAGAGAAGGGCUGCAGAGGGAGUGCAGAAGACUGAUAGCAUGAUUUCAGGCACCGAGUCAUUCAAACCCUCUUCUCAUAACGUUAAAAGGCAACCGAAUAGAUUAGAGGUGUCACAAAAACUGGACCGAUCGGCUGUGGAAUUCCAUUUCCAGGAAGGAGAAAAUGAGUCUACUGCACUUGAUGUUUCUGAUAUAGUAAUCAACGAUUAUCCUGAGCCCCAUCGGAACCCACCAGCUAACAACGAAGUACCAUAGUCAUGUGCAAGGUCACAGUCUGAUUUUUUCCCUGAUAGAGUCAACCGGAUGAUGCGAAAUCUGUUUCUGUAUGCUAAGCAGUUGCCGAUAAGUGCUAGCUCUCGCGUAACAAUUCUUCUGUAUUUGUGCGUGCGUCUUAUGAAAUUAUGGGAGUUGGCGAUUUG